AAUAUGGUUUUCCCUUUGUAUCCAGUUAAUUUAACUACACUGAUUUACGAAUACAAUUUAACUAAUAUUCAACGAUCAAUUUACACUUACAUGAUACUUGAUGGUUUAUCUUAUUGUCAUUCACAAUCAAUUAUUCACCGAGACCUGAAACCAAGUAAUUUACUGAUUGAUUGGUCAGGGAUACUUAAAUUGGCCGAUUUUGGUCAAGCUCGACUUUUACCACAAUCAGCUAAUUGUGAUCAACAGUUGACUCCAGCUAAAGGUUUUAAUCUUAAUCAUGGUGAUCAGUUAACUUACUUAUCAUCAUCAUCAACUUCAUCCAAUCAACAAUCAACCAAUUGUUUAUUAUCUCAUCAAGUUUGUACUCGUUGGUAUCGUCCACCUGAACUAUUGUAUGGGUCAAAUGAUUACGAUUGGUCAAUUGACCUGUGGUCAGUUGGCUGUAUUGUCAGUGAAAUGAACUCUAAAUGGCCUCUAUUCAAAGGUGAAUCUGAUAUUGAGCAAUUAUGUUUGGUUGUUAAAUCGUUGGGUCAACCACCAAUUGAUUGGGCAAGUAAAAUGCCUGAUUACAAUAAAGUGAUUAUCGUUUUUGAUCAAAAUUCAAACCAAUUAACUUGGUAUGAAAAGUUUUAUUCAUCUUGUCAGGAUCCAUUAGCUGUUGAUUUUAUUAGACAAUUAAUUAAAUAUCAACAUCGACCGACAGCUAAUCAAAUGAUGGAUCACUCGUAUGUAUCAUCGGCAGUUUGUAUGAUCAAUGAGAAAGGCUCGUUUGAUGAACGAUUUUUAACUAGCCCCCAAUCGAUACGACAAUUAGUUGGCCCUCCAAAUCAAAAAGAAUCCAACAAUUAGCAAGAUUUCUCUGACCAAGAGCGUUUGUCCAAUUUUCGUCCGAGCAAAUAUAACGUGGGGCAAGAAUUUGGUGUUGAAAAUUACAAUUCGCUUUGUGAAGAAACUCUGAUAGUCCCUCGUCAUUUUGAUUAAUUGAAAAUCUAAUUCUCAUUCUAAGAU
Messenger RNA from Panonychus citri (citrus red mite), 1008 nucleotides. RefSeq names its product cyclin-dependent kinase 20-like. The record is from RefSeq and is a predicted model, not a curated record. The transcript has a single exon. The annotation marks the transcript as partial. Gene Ontology annotation, biological process: protein phosphorylation. Gene Ontology annotation, cellular component: nucleus. Gene Ontology annotation, molecular function: cyclin-dependent protein serine/threonine kinase activity; ATP binding. Lineage: Eukaryota; Metazoa; Arthropoda; Arachnida; Trombidiformes; Tetranychidae.